AUGAAUACAAAGUACUUGAAGAUAGAAUCCAGUGAAGAUAUUUGUAAGGGAGAAAUGGUGGCACAUGUAUACAGGAGGAUAUCUAAAUGCAUCAUGCAAUCUAUAAACGAAUCAUUUCCGCACGAGAUGAUGUCGGAACUGAGCGAUGAUGCAGAAAAGCACUUUUUUGAAGAGAUUGAAAGGCCACAUUCUCUGAGACAAAGCCUUGACAUCGAAAACACACUUGUAAUAUGCAUCAAUGGAGUGGAAAAGGCAGUGAGAAUCAAUCACGGAGUUUUCAAAAGCAACCAUCAGUUUAUUUUGGAUUUUCACGAUUUUUUGAAGGAAUUGGAGGCCUUUGCAGAAAUGUUAAAAGUUGAGAUUGGUCGUGUAAGCACAGUUGUGUUUGUUGAGUUUCUCAUUGACAGCUUCUGCAUGUUUGGAAGUCUUGAGAACGCGAUCAAUCUCUUCAGGCCCAUGAAGAGCACAGCAAUACAAAGAUCAGGACUGGAGAGUGAAAGAAUGCUAAGGAUGGUAUUUCUGCUCCAACAAAUAUCUGGUGGUAUGAGAUUGUUUCUAUCAUUCCAUGUGUUUGCUGUAUCGAUAUACCACGGAAACAAGUACAUCGAGAUGCUCAUAGGCAAUGAGCUUGAGAGAAUGAUAUCUGAAGUGCAUGCGUGCAAAGAAAAAUUAAUAGGAAGCAAAACACCAGAGUUUAAUAGAUACACAAGAAUCAAGACAAUGAUCAAUGCACUGUAUUUGCUAUUCGAUAUAUUUGACCUUGACAAUGUAUCGCUCAAAAACAUUUUCUGUACAUUGACUGUUUUUCUGUCAGCAAAGAAGUGUGCAGACGUAGUGAAGUUUUUGGGUCCAAACGAUCUAUUUGUAUGCACGGUCAGGUCGGUGUGUGGAGAUCUUAUUCCAAUGAAUACAUUGAUGAUGACAUGCAAAGUAAAGUUGAACAUGAAGUAUAAAGCAAAUGCACUGGGCGUGUCUAUGGAUUACAUAUAUAGCUGGCUGUAUUUGCCUUAUUUUUCAAUGCUAAUGCCCAGGUACAUAAUGCUCUCCAAGAUUCCCAAAAAGAGUCUACAGGUGCUCGGAAGACCAAUAGAAAUGGCAUCCAGUAAAAUCACCAUGGAGUUCAUAAAAGAUAAAAAGAACUCUGAGCAUACGCAAAGUCCAAUGUAUUCUCCACUCAGCAAAAGACUUAGCAGUGGAAUAAACCAUAGAAUAGAAAAGCUCAAGAGUAAGCGAAAGCUCGAAUUCAAUUAG
Ordospora colligata OC4 is the source of this 1251-nucleotide messenger RNA. RefSeq lists its product as uncharacterized. The record is from RefSeq and is a predicted model, not a curated record. Bases 1 to 1251 code for a protein of 416 amino acids. The transcript has a single exon. NCBI's taxonomy places the organism in Eukaryota, Fungi, Microsporidia, Ordosporidae.